AAGGCGACACUUAUAUUAGUCGUGUUGAGCUUCGACAUUCCAAUUAACCGCUUAAGUGAUUACUAUUUCGAUUAACUCGACUUUCUUUACCUCUCUAACCUCGUCACCUCAGACAUAGGCACGUGCCUCGCAUGUGUAUAUAUAGAGGACGCAAAAGCAGAGUCCUGACACAGAGAGCGAUAGCAGAAACUAACACGCAAAGAAUGAGGAGCCAAUGCAAAUCCAAAUGCUUGUCUUUUCCAUCUUUGAUCUCUGUAAUUUCACUGUUUACUGCAUUUCCAUUUUCUGAAUCUUUCAACUAUGGCGAAGCCCUAUCGAAGAGUCUCAUCUACUUCGAAGCGCAGCGUUCCGGUCGCUUGCCGUACAACCAGAGAGUCACUUGGCGCCACCAUUCCGGCCUAACUGACGGCUUAGAACAGGGGGUAGAUUUGGUAGGAGGUUACUAUGAUGCAGGUGAUAAUGUUAAAUUUGGUCUUCCAAUGGCUUUUACCGUUACAAUGCUGUCAUGGAGUGUUGUUGAGUACCGGGAUCGGAUUGUGGAUGCAGGGGAAUAUCGCCAUGCCCUUGAAGCUAUCAAAUGGGGAACUGAUUAUUUCAUUAAAGCACAUACACAUCCACAUGUUCUUUGGGCUCAGGUGGGUGAUGGCGGCACCGACCACCUCUGUUGGCAGCGACCGGAGGAUAUGACUACUUCCCGGCGUGCUUAUAAGGUGGAUGAGGAGCACCCAGGCUCCGACGUCGCCGGGGAAACGGCAGCCGCCAUGGCGGCGGCGGCGAUUGUGUUUAGGCUAACAAACCCACAUUACUCACACCUGCUUUUGGAUCAUGCACGACAAUUGUUUGAAUUUGGUGACAAGUAUAGAGGGAAAUACGACAGCAGUAUUGAAGUAGCUAAGGGGUAUUAUACGUCGGUGAGUGGUUACAUGGAUGAGUUGUUAUGGGCAGCUGUGUGGCUAUACAAGGCCACCGACGAUUUAUAUUACUUGAAUUAUGUAAUAGAGAAUGCCGAGUCCUUUGGUGGGAUCACUUGGGCCAUCACAGAAUUCAGCUGGGACGUUAAAUAUGCCGGUGUCCAAAUCAUAGCUGCAAUGUUGCCAGUGGAAGGAAAGAAUGAAGAGCAAAGUAAGACCAUCCAAGAAUACCGUUCAAAGGCAGAACAUUUCUUAUGUGCUUGUCUAAACAAAAACAAUUCAACUAAUGUGCAACGCACCCCAGGUGGGCUCCUGUACACCCGUCAAUGGAACAACAUGCAGUACGUUUCUAGUGCAUCAUUUUUACUGACAGUGUAUUCUGACUAUCUUGAAUCUACCAAUCAAAUGCUCAAUUGCGAUGGAGAUUUAGUGGGCCCCCAGGAGAUCCUGUCCGUCGUCAAAUCACAAGUAGACUACAUUCUGGGUUCUAAUCCCAUGGGAACGAGCUACUUGGUUGGCAAUGGACCUACCUAUCCCAUGUGGGUGCACCAUAGGGGUGCAUCCAUGGAAUCAUAUAGAGAAAGCAAGGGUUUUGUCGGGUGCACUCAGGGAUAUGAUAACUGGUAUGGACGCCAGGAUCCAAACCCGAAUGUUCUUGUUGGAGCUUUGGUAGGUGGACCAGAUAACAUGGAUGAAUUCAGGGAUAGAAGAGGGAAUUUUAUACAAACAGAAGCCUGCACAUAUAAUACAGCGCCGCUUGUUGGGGUUUUUGCCAAAUUGCGCGUGUUAGAGAAUACUAAUUUACCAAUGAUUUCUUCCAUUUAAUUGUAAAGAAAUUUGUUGGUGGGGUGGGGGGAGAGUGACAGCCAAAAAAGGGCUAUAUUUGCAAUUUAGAAAGACAUUCUCAUGUCAAGAAAUACAAAAACAUAAUAUACUGAAGUUUUGAAAUGCAAGCAAAAUCUGUUGCUUUAACAGCAUAAUGCAUUUGGAAUGAAAUGAUGAUGCAUUAUUGGUCACCGAAUUCAAAUGGAGAAAAUGUUGACAAUUCUA
Olea europaea var. sylvestris is the source of this 1961-nucleotide messenger RNA. RefSeq names its product endoglucanase 11-like. The transcript has 5 exons. The coding region runs from base 132 to 1736 and encodes 534 amino acids. Gene Ontology annotation, biological process: carbohydrate metabolic process. Gene Ontology annotation, molecular function: hydrolase activity, hydrolyzing O-glycosyl compounds. The record is from RefSeq and is a predicted model, not a curated record. Lineage: Eukaryota; Viridiplantae; Streptophyta; Magnoliopsida; Lamiales; Oleaceae.